Messenger RNA from Thalassophryne amazonica, 1411 nucleotides. Its product is annotated as poliovirus receptor homolog. Lineage: Eukaryota; Metazoa; Chordata; Actinopteri; Batrachoidiformes; Batrachoididae. Gene Ontology annotation, cellular component: adherens junction. Bases 89 to 1411 code for a protein of 440 amino acids. Gene Ontology annotation, biological process: homophilic cell-cell adhesion; heterophilic cell-cell adhesion. The transcript is spliced from 9 exons. The record is from RefSeq and is a predicted model, not a curated record.
AACGGGACGUACACUUUUAUUUCCUAAUAAACGACGAUUACGUUUUUUCAAGGGACGGUUGGCAACCCUAAGACUCUACCCAACAGCUAUGUUGUUUUUAACAACCAAGUUGCAUCUUAUCGUCGUGUUGCUGGUGUUUGCUUUUUGUCUCAUAGAUGUCCAUGAUGUUCAUGCUGGAGAGGUAAUCGGAGUACAAGGACAUACUGUUACCUUGCCAUGCGUAAUGAAGGAAACAAAGGAGUUCACCUCGCAAGUUUCCUGGCAGAGGAAUACGAGGAAAAAACCUCAAAAUCACGACUUUUUCACCGUCACUACAGACGGUCCCUUGUUUUUCAAUGGUGACGAUUCACGAUUUGUGUUUACUGGGAGCCUUAAGGAAAAUAUUGGCUCUCUCCAGAUCAUCAAUGUGACAGUGGAGGAUGAAGGUUUAUAUACCUGCAUCUUCACGUUGUUUCCCAGUGGCAACGUUGACACAAAAAUCCCGCUGACUGUCAUUGUCCCUCCUGUCACAAGUCUGACACAUGAGCAUCUUGUUUUGGGUAAUGAGAAUGUUACCCUUGCAACGUGCACGGCUGCUGAUUCCAAGCCUCCUGCUCAAGUGAAAUGGCUGACCGGGGAUUUGAAAGGAGUGCGAGCAACAAUCAGCAAUACUUCACAUCCAAACGGGACGACAACCACAGUCAGCACUCUGGUCGGGGUACCAACCCAAGAGAUGAAUCAUCAGCUGGUCCGAUGCCACAUCACAUAUGUAGCUCUGUCGAAGGAGGAAACCCUGUCCUUCAGUCUACAGGUCAAUUUUCCACCAAUGUCCCUGAAUAUCAGCAGUAGAGGCUCAGCCUCAGUUGAAUGUUCGUCUGUUGCAAACCCAAUGCCGAAUUAUACCUGGAGCAGAUCUGGGCAGCCGAUGCCCGACUCUGUUCAAGUUGACGGUCAAACACUGACGUUCUUGGACAUAGCUUCUGAUCUCAACGGCCUCUACUUCUGUGAGGCCUCCAACCCUUAUGGAAGCAAAUUUGGACAAAUCUAUGCUCACUUCAAAUCAGGGCCAUGCACUGUUUGUUGGGCUUUAUUUACGGUAUUUGCCCUGAUUGCUGCUGCAGUUGCAGCUGCAUUUGAGAUACGGUUCUUUAGAUGCAAACAUUGUCCAAGGUAUUUUAACUACAUACGUCCAGACCAGCCCCCGUCACAUGCAUCUCCACCCCUUCACGCGUGCGCAGGUGAUGUUAUGGAGUGUGAUGAGUCACUACCAAAAGCUAAUGACCAUAGGUCUUUCUUCACCAGAAUGGUCCAAUACAAUCAUCCACAGGAGCUCAGACGCAGCACUAGUCUGUCGUUCUCACACGCCAUCUUACCCCCACUGGUGAACAGCACUCUGAGAUACUUGGCAGUAACUCUCCUCCGAACCAGAUAG